GGGCAGUGCCGGGAGGCGGAAGCAGCCGCGGCCAUGGCGGCCGCCAUGCCGCUCUGUGUUCUGUUACUGCUGCUCCUGGGCCCGGGCACCUGGGGUCGUGCACAGCCUUCUCGCGACAGCCUGCGGGAGGAGCUUGUCAUCACCCCGCUGCCCUCCGGGGACGUAGCUGCCACAUUCCAAUUCCGUACACGCUGGGAUUCGGAGCUGCAGCGGGAAGGAGUGUCUCAUUACAGGCUCUUCCCCAAGGCCCUGGGGCAGCUGAUCUCCAAAUACUCUCUGAGGGAGCUGCACCUGUCAUUCACGCAAGGCUUUUGGAGGACCCGCUACUGGGGGCCACCCUUUCUGCAGGCCCCUUCGGGUGCAGAGCUCUGGGUCUGGUUCCAAGACACUGUCACUGAUGUGGACGAAUCUUGGAAGGAGCUCAGUAACGUCCUCUCAGGGAUCUUCUGUGCCUCUCUCAACUUCAUUGACUCAACCAACACAGUCACUCCCACGGCCUCCUUCAAACCCUUGGGGCUGGCUAAUGACACUGAUCACUAUUUCCUGCGCUAUGCCGUGCUGCCACGGGAAGUUGUCUGCACUGAGAACCUUACUCCGUGGAAGAAGCUCUUGCCCUGUAGUUCCAAGGCAGGCCUCUCAGUGCUACUGAAAGCUGAUCGCUUGUUUCACACCAGCUACCACUCCCAGGCUGUGCAUAUCCGCCCUAUCUGCAGAGAUGCACGUUGUACCAGCAUCUCCUGGGAGCUGAGGCAGACCCUUUCUGUUGUAUUUGACACCUUCAUCACAGGGCAGGGGAUGAAAGACUGGUCCCUCUUCCGAAUGUUCUCCCGAACUCUCACAGAGCCCUGCCCUCUGGCUUCAGAGAGCCAAGUCUAUGUGGAUAUCACCGGUUACAACCAGAGCAAUGAGACACUGGAGGUGAACCCGCCUCCCACUGCCACAUACCAGGAUGUCAUCCUAGGAUCCCGCAAGACCUAUGCUGUCUAUGACUUGUUUGACACGACCCUGGUCAAUAAUUCCCGAAACCUCAACCUCCAGUUCAAGUGGAAGAGACCCUCAGAGACUGCAGAGGCCCCGCCAGUUCCCUUCCUGCAUGCUCAGCGGUACGUGAGUGGCUACGGGCUGCAGAAGGGAGAGCUGAGCACGCUGCUGUACAACACCCACCCUUACCGGGCCUUUCCCGUGCUGCUUCUGGACGUGGUGCCCUGGUACCUGCGGCUCUACGUGCACACCCUCACCAUCACCUCCAAGGGCAAGGAGAACAAACCAAGUUACAUCCACUACCAGCCUGCUCAGGAUCGGCAGCAGCCCCACCUCCUGGAGAUGCUGAUUCAGCUGCCGGCCAACUCAGUCACCAAGGUCUCCAUCCAGUUUGAGCGGGCCCUGCUCAAGUGGACCGAGUACACGCCAGACCCCAACCACGGCUUCUAUGUCAGCCCAUCGGUCCUCAGUGCCCUUGUGCCCAGCGUGGUGGCAGCCAAGCCCAUAGACUGGGAAGAGAGCCCUCUCUUCAACACCCUGUUCCCAGUCUCCGAUGGUUCCAGCUACUUCGUGCGACUCUACACAGAGCCACUGCUGGUGAACCUGCCCACGCCGGACUUCAGUAUGCCCUACAACGUGAUCUGCCUCACAUGCACUGUGGUAGCCGUGUGCUACGGCUCCUUCUACAACCUCCUCACCCGGACCUUCCACAUCGAGGAGCCCAGCAAGGGUGGCCUGGCCAAGAGGCUGGCCAACGUCAUCCGGCGGCUCCGUGGUGUCCCUCCACUCUGAGGCGCUCCCUCUUCAGCAGCUGCAGCUGCUCCCCUCCCGUAGAGGGGCCAAGAUAAUUCCUGGGGCUCUUUCUGCCUGUGUUCUCUCCAGAGUUGGCUUUCGAACCAAGCUACCCCUGGGCCAGGCCAAGGCCUAGGGUUGUGUGGUCCGUCUGGUAGUCAUGAACCACAUGUGAUAUUUAAAUUUAAAUUAACUUAAAAAUGUAUUUCCCCUGCUGCAGUGGCCACACUUGAAGUGCUCAGUCUGCUUUGGACAGCCCAGAAUAACAUUCCCAUCGUUGCAGGAAGUUUUCUGGGGAGCACUGACCUGGGUGACAGGGCGUGUGGAAGUGUUUGUAUCACUGUUGGGGGUGAGAUUUACUUAUGGAAUAAAAAGUGGCUGCUUGCUGGGCACCAGUGGCUCACACCUGUAAUCCCAGCUACUCAGGAGGCUGA
Molecule: messenger RNA, 2207 nt
Organism: Perognathus longimembris pacificus (Pacific pocket mouse)
Lineage: Eukaryota; Metazoa; Chordata; Mammalia; Rodentia; Heteromyidae
Gene: Pigt
Product: phosphatidylinositol glycan anchor biosynthesis class T
Exons: 12
Coding region: 34-1773 (579 amino acids)
Biological process (GO): attachment of GPI anchor to protein
Cellular component (GO): GPI-anchor transamidase complex
Source: RefSeq, a predicted model, not a curated record